Molecule: messenger RNA, 1074 nt
Organism: Drosophila eugracilis
Lineage: Eukaryota; Metazoa; Arthropoda; Insecta; Diptera; Drosophilidae
Exons: 4
Coding region: 1-1074 (357 amino acids)
Biological process (GO): DNA integration
Molecular function (GO): nucleic acid binding
Source: RefSeq, a predicted model, not a curated record
AUGAGCGUAAUAUCCGUGGAAUUCAUCGAUUCUGUUCAGGCUUUGACGGAUGUCGAAAUCCUUGACCAAGACUCCCAUGUGGUGGUCAUUGAAGACUCGGAGCCAAACUAUAUAAUGGUUCUAGACGAAGAAGACACCAUAGACAGCAACCCGAAGGAAAUAUUCUCACCCACCUCAACAUCUACUCAAACGAUUCCACAAAAGUUCGUCGGGAGGAGAGGGCUGCGGCAGAAGAUUUACAGCGACAACGCCACGAACUUCGUGGGAGCGAGCAACGUGCUCAAGGAUCUGAGCGCAGCGUUUCACCGCAGUCAGGAAAAGUUGAGAGGAUACGCGGCUCAGAGAGGCGUAGAGUGUUAUUUCAUACCGCCGAGGUCACCACACUUCGGAGGACUGUGGGAGGCAGCAGUCAAGGCCGCCAAACACCGGCUGCUGCGAGGAGUCGGCAACGCCAAGCUGACAGCGGACGAGCUCAGCACCCACCUGGUCGAGGUAGAAGCGCUGCUCAAUUCUCGACCAAUCGCGUCGACAGGCAACGAUCCCAACGAUAGAGAGGCCCUGACUCCAGGACAUCUGCUUAUCGGCCAGCCUCUGAUCACGCUGCCGCAAGAGUCCGGCACAGGCGGAAUCUCCAACAAGGCCAGUUGCGGAUAUUUGAGGCGAUGGCGAAUGCUGUCCGAUCUCAAGCACCUGCAGCAUCGCAACAAGUGGUGCGUCGAGGGCCGCGAUCUGGAGGUCGGGUGCCUGGUGCUCGUGCACGAGAACAACAUGACCCCCCAAAGGUGGCUUACAGGCCGCGUGGUGGCAACAACAGUCGGUGAGGACGGAAGAGUGCGUGUGGCGGAGGUACGGACGUCAGGAGGCGUCAUCAAGCGCGCCAUCCACAAGCUGGCAUUGCUGCCACGCAAUGCUGCAAAGUACAAUAUCCAUAUAGCAUAUCCGCAAAUGAAUUCCCUGAAGAAUCCCGUCAAUCCCAAUAGCCUCAAUGGUGUGGCCCAGAAUUUUCAAGCCAUACUGCGCCGCAUUCUCCAAAACCCGUUCGGUCUUCUGCAAGCAUACCUCUGGCGAAUCUGA